UACGAUUGCGUACCUGAAUCUGAAGCAUGGACGCACUCCUUUGGGAGGGGGUUAAUAUACCUCCCCACGACCCCAGUCCGUUAUCCCUUCUCCUAUUAUCCCGGACACUUUGCGCCUUGUCCGUCAUGUCCCAAUGUCCUCUUGGACUUGGCCUUCGAAGAAUGCCCGUCGCUCGCCGUUAAGGCUCGUCACCGGCCGCCAUGUCGCUACGGUCGGCGUGGCCAUCAGUCUUUUCUAUCUAUUUUACGUCUUCGCGAUACCGCAAAUUUUACGAUUUCGCUUUCGCACGGACUUGAGCCAAUAUGACCUGGGUCUGUAUGGGUUCGGCCCUUCAACUGGUUACGUUUCCUUUGACUACGAAUCACCAAUUGUCGAAAUCACGGAAUCAGAAUCAGGAUGUGACCCGCGAUACACAUUUCUUGCGCCGCGCGGUGAUUCAGUGCCCCAAGCAGGCCCCAUGAUACUCGAUGCUGAGGGCAACUUAGUUUGGAUGAAGUAUAACUGGGAAACCACCCAGGAUUUCAAAGUCCAGCGAUAUAAGGGUGAAGACUACUUAACCUACUGGGAAGGUCGCCAGGUCGAGGCUCGCGGCUAUGGAUCGUGGUAUAUGCUCGAUUCUUCCUACACCCAACGAUACGUGAUUAAUCCCGUCGGCAACUAUGGAGGUGACCUGCACGAAUUCACAAUAACCAACGAGGGAACGGCCCUGGUGACUAUCUACGACCCGUUGCCAGUGGACCUAACACCAGUCGGAGGUUCGGAGCUAGGCUGGAUAUUUGAUGGCGUCUUCCAGGAGAUCGACGUCGAGACCGGUGAAUUGCUAUUCGAGUGGCGCGCUUCCAAACACUACCCCGUCGACAGCUCGUACGAGCCGCUGGGUGAGGCUGGAAAAGAUCGCGCAUCGGCCUUUGACUACUUUCAUAUCAACAGCGUCGAGAAAGACGACCAAGGAAACUACAUUGUGUCUUCCCGGCACACGCAUUCGGUCAGUUGCAUUGACUCCAAGACGGGAUCUUUACUGUGGACACUCGGGGGCAAAAUGAAUGAUUUCACCGAUCUCUCCGAGGGUGAAGCAACGAAUUUCGCCUGGCAACAUGAUGCGCGGUGGCACGCGAACAACACCUUAACACUAUUUGACAACGCCUCCCACUCCAACAAUGAUCCAGAUAAUGAGAGUCGCGGCAUGGCUAUUCAAUUAGACAUUUCGGCCCGCCAGGCGAGAUUGGUGGCUGCUUACUAUCAUCCCCAACAGAUGAAGUCUGUAUCACAAGGCAAUGUACAGAUGCUGGAUGAUACCGGCCGGGUUCUAGUUGGUUGGGGUCACAGUGCCGCCUAUACCGAAUUUAACGCCGACGGAGAGUUGCUGUGCAAUGUCCAUUUCGGCGCAUCGGCCUUCUUCACCUUUGGGCGGGUUGUCUCCUACCGUGCCUUCAAGGGUGACUGGGUGGGACACCCUCAGACGACUCCUGAUGCUGAGGUUGACGAUGAUAAAGUGUACGUGAGCUGGAACGGUGCGACAGAAGUUACAUCAUGGCGAUUAGAGGUGUGGGAUUCCGACGAUUUGACCGAGUCCUCGUUUGGGGUAGUGGCGCAGUUCGAAAAGACCGGGUUUGAGACGGAAAUCGAUAUUCCAGAGGACCUUGGUCCUUUAUUCCGCCUCGCAGCUCUAGACUUUGAGGGGAAUGUCCUCGGUGUCACCGACGUGCUCCAGAAAGAACAAGUGUCGAGUUUCGACAAGCUCUUUGAUCUGCACAAUUGGAUUCUGGGCUUCGCCCUGGUAGUAAGUGUGGGUGGACUGCUUGCCGGUCUAUAUCGAUGCUGCUGUUGUUGCAGACUCUUUAAGUUAUAUCGCUCUCGCUCCAACGAUUACCAAUUGGUGGCUAUGAACGAGAAUGGUGAACAUCCGCCGCCUGUUUAACCUCAAAGGCUCUUCACUCGUCAUGUAUAUAUAUUAGCCUUGGGCACCAGGAAGCCCAUG
This is a messenger RNA of Aspergillus caelatus, 1978 nucleotides long. Its product is annotated as arylsulfotransferase family protein. The transcript is spliced from 2 exons. The record is from RefSeq and is a predicted model, not a curated record. NCBI's taxonomy places the organism in Eukaryota, Fungi, Ascomycota, Eurotiomycetes, Eurotiales, Aspergillaceae. The coding region runs from base 134 to 1918 and encodes 594 amino acids.